CCCGUCAUAUUCUCUCCACACAUCAUCCCAAAUUCCAUUCAAAGCAUCUGUAAAGUUCCCCUUUCUUCUUCCUUACAAUGGCACCAAAAGCUGAGAAAAAGCCCGCCGAGAAGAAGCCAGCAGCUGAAAAAACUCCCUUAGCGGAGAAAUCUCCGGCAGAGAAGAAGCCAAAGGCCGGUAAGAAGCUACCAAAGGAUAGCAGUGCAGCUGCCGGAGACAAAAAGAAGAAGAGAUCUAAGAAGGCGGUUGAAACCUACAAGAUCUACAUCUUCAAGGUGCUGAAGCAGGUACAUCCAGAUAUCGGUAUUUCUAGCAAAGCUAUGGGUAUAAUGAACAGUUUCAUCAACGAUAUCUUCGAGAAACUUGCACAGGAAUCCUCUCGUCUUGCUCGUUACAACAAAAAGCCUACCAUCACUUCUCGUGAAAUUCAAACUGCCGUUCGUCUUGUUCUUCCUGGUGAAUUAGCUAAACAUGCUGUUUCUGAAGGAACUAAGGCUGUUACCAAAUUCACUAGCUCUUAAAAUUUUUUAGGUUCUGUGUACUACUGUUAAAGUUUGAAAUUAGUAUUUUGUGGAUGUAAAAUUAGUUCAAUUAGCUUGCUCUUAGCUUAUCCUUUUGUAAUGAACUGCUAAUCAUGAAUGAAAAUUUCCAGUUUUCAACAUCAA
This is a messenger RNA of Solanum lycopersicum (tomato), 665 nucleotides long. Its product is annotated as histone H2B.3-like. Lineage: Eukaryota; Viridiplantae; Streptophyta; Magnoliopsida; Solanales; Solanaceae. Gene Ontology annotation, molecular function: protein heterodimerization activity; DNA binding; structural constituent of chromatin. Gene Ontology annotation, cellular component: nucleosome. The record is from RefSeq and is a predicted model, not a curated record.